Odocoileus virginianus texanus is the source of this 607-nucleotide messenger RNA. NCBI's taxonomy places the organism in Eukaryota, Metazoa, Chordata, Mammalia, Artiodactyla, Cervidae. The record is from RefSeq and is a predicted model, not a curated record.
AGUGGUGAAUGGCCUUCCUCCUGUUGGAGAUGCAAAUGUACGUCUCUUCCUGUUGAUGUCAAGGAGGAGUAGGGAUGACGUUGUGCCGUACUUUAAAACAGAGCCAGGCCUUCCGCAGAUCCACUUGGAAGGGAACCGCCUCGUGCUCACUUGCCUUGCGGAAGGGAGCUGGCCUUUGGAGUUCAAGUGGACGCACAACGACAGUGAGCUCACCACCUACACCAGCGAAUAUAAGUACGUUAUUCCAUCUUUGCAAAGACUGGAUGCCGGGUUUUACCGCUGCGUUGUUCGAAACAGAAUGGGAGCACUCUUGCAAAGAAGAUCAGAAGUUCAAGUUGCAUAUAUGGGAGAUUUCACGGAUGCAGACGAGAGACGAGUGAUCUCGGAAGGCCGCGCGGCCGUCCUCAGCCUGCCGCCCAUCAGCAGCUGCCCCCGGCCCCAGGUGACGUGGUUCCGAGAGGGGCACAAGAUUAUCCCCAGCAGCAGGAUAGCCAUCUCACUGGAGAGCCAGCUGGUGAUCCUGGCGGCGGCGGCCAGCGACGCGGGGGCCUACUACGUGCAGGCGGUCAACGAGAGAAACGGGGAGAACAAGACCAGCCCUACUUAG